GAAUGUUGUUUGAUUAAAAUUCUAAAAAUUCGGCAUAGUAUUCUCCUUGCGAGUUAAAUUUAGUUUUAUCCACUUAAAGUACAUAUAUGUAAUUAAAAUAGCUUUUGUGAAAUGUCGUUGGCUAUCCGCAAACCGUGUCUUGACAUUUUCUCUGCAGGAAAAUGGAUCUUACGAAGAGAUUGUCGUCUUUUAUCUACACUUCCUGAAAAGGUAGAGGUAGUUGAAGAAGAAAAGGAAAAGAGACCUGCGAGUCGUAAGCAAAGGUUUAAUAAUCCUAUUCUUGAAUAUAGACAUUUGUACCCCGAGUUUCUUCCGGAUCCUAAUCCGAAAUGGCGAAACAGCUUACGUGAAAAGAUGGAAAGGGCAGAUAUGCUCAAAAGAAGAAGUCAAAUUGAUAUACCAGAAUUUUAUGUAGGCUCAAUAUUGGCAGUGACUAUAUCAGAUCCACAUGCUCAGGGCAAAACAAACAGAUUUGUUGGCAUCUGUAUUGAGCGCAAGGGAUGUGGUCUCAGAGCAGAGUUCAUAUUAAGGAAUGUUAUUGAUCAUCAAGGAGUUGAGGUCAGAUAUGAGCUGUAUGAUCCUACAAUACAAUCAAUACAAGUGCUCAGGCUAGAGAAGAGACUCGAUGACAAACUGUACUACUUGCGUGAUGCUCUACCAGAGUACUGCACCUUCCCUCAGGACAUGGAUCCAGAAAUAUUGCCAGAAGGCACCCCUGUACCUAUCAAUCCUGUUCAGGUAAAGUUGAAACCAAGGCCCUGGCUUGAAAGAUGGGAGAGACAAGAGUUGAAAGGCGUCUCUAACAUUGAAGAGCACUUGAAGGAAAAGGACAGAGUGAGGAGAGAAUUAAGAAAAACACCAUGGGAGAAAUAUGAUUUAAUGAAACAGUACAGGAAAACUAUACCUGCUGAAGAUCAAACAGAAAUAUGGAGUGAAGUGUAUAGCCAACUGCAACAGAUGCGCGUUUCCCGCAAGAAGUUAACAAGAAAACGUCCGUUUGCUGCGCCUAAGCCGCAACUUGGCUAAUAACGACCUAUAGUUUAGGUAGACUUGUUUAUGUUAAAUAAAUUAGAUGUAAUUUAAAAAACUGGUUUUAUUCUAAG
Messenger RNA from Maniola jurtina (meadow brown), 1103 nucleotides. It is a transcript of the gene mRpL19, whose product is annotated as 39S ribosomal protein L19, mitochondrial. Gene Ontology annotation, cellular component: ribosome; mitochondrial large ribosomal subunit. The transcript is spliced from 6 exons. Bases 112 to 1026 code for a protein of 304 amino acids. Gene Ontology annotation, biological process: translation. The record is from RefSeq and is a predicted model, not a curated record. Lineage: Eukaryota; Metazoa; Arthropoda; Insecta; Lepidoptera; Nymphalidae. Gene Ontology annotation, molecular function: structural constituent of ribosome.